AUGCAGCCUUCGCAGGAGAACCAAAGCAAUCAGCCUGAUCGGCCGGGAACUCCGCCGCGCCCGCCGUACUCUCCCGUGACUCCUGUCUUUGCCCAUCUUGUGCCUGCCACGAACGCCGCCACGGGGAACGGCGCUCCUCACCCUAUUGUUCCUCCAGCUGCGUCGCCUUCGCCAACAACAAGAGUACCUCCUUAUGGUUCAUUAGCAGACUUCACCCCGCCGGCUGCAGCACCCGUGUUCGCGCCCGAACCAGCCGCCGUCCCGAUCUCGGAGAGCGAGAACCCGGAUGCCAUUGCUCUGCGAUCCGCGAUUUCUAUCCUUCAGCUCCAGAAGCAGCAAAGCAUGCGGGAUAUUAAGACUCUAGAAAAGUUCAAGAAAGCUGCAGCAGAGGAUCCAGAAGGGUUCGCCCGCGAACUGGCAGCAGGGAAUCUGUCGGCUAAGGAUACAGGGGCUUUCAUCAACUUCACUCAUGACAAAGACUCGGAGGACGAGGAUGUAGAAAGUCCCAAGAGAGGCGUUUAUUCUGGGCUAGGCACCCUGCCCACACCGCAGAAUGUUGUCCGCAUGCCCCCCAUCAAUUGGAACAAAUACCAGAUCGUGGGCGAACCGUUGGAUAAGAUGCACGAGGAGCAGCGGAGGCGGCCGUCGUCCGGUGAACCCAGACGCGACGAUACUGCUCAAAGAGCGCCGGAGCAUGUUGUAGCUUCGCCGUAUCGGCCUCUAGUGGACAAGCUGGAGAGUCCGGGAAAGAACAAGGGAACUAACAGAAACAAGAAGACUUGA
Molecule: messenger RNA, 783 nt
Organism: Aspergillus niger
Lineage: Eukaryota; Fungi; Ascomycota; Eurotiomycetes; Eurotiales; Aspergillaceae
Exons: 1
Coding region: 1-783 (260 amino acids)
Source: RefSeq, a predicted model, not a curated record